Molecule: messenger RNA, 549 nt
Organism: Seminavis robusta
Lineage: Eukaryota; Bacillariophyta; Bacillariophyceae; Naviculales; Naviculaceae
Source: the annotation of a GenBank genome assembly
AUGGUUGCAGUGAAGGGACCGGACGGCGACGAAGAGGAGACCAAGAACCAUGUGGGAGAUGAUAGUAGUGCACCCAGCGAAGCAUUGGAUUCUCUAUCUUCUACAUUCGACCAUGCCCUGUCCACGUGCAAGGAGACCCUCCUUCAGAUGCUGCAUGACAGAGAAUUUGAAGAGGUCAAAGAAAAGCUACUUGCAAUUGAUUCUUUGAAGAAGACAGUUAACGAAGCGAUGAAAGAAGCUUCUAUGGCUCCUGCCCCAAGGUUUUCCAGAGCAAUGUUGGAUGCCAGUGAAGUUUCACAGACGGAGAAGGCAAUUCUCUCUCCUGAUUUGUGGGCCAUUACAUAUGAUCAACUCAUGCAUGUUGAUGCCUUGGCAGCAAGGUUGUUUGGACGCAGUUAUUCCAAAAAGACUAUGAGAGAUAUCAACAAGAGAAUGAUUGAGCCCCUGUGCAAGAGGACUUGGACAAGCUAUGCCCUGAGCCUGAAUCCUUUGGGGCUUAAACUUGAUGUUUUCAUUACCCAUUCAUGGUACGUCUUCUUAAUGGAUUAA